AUGGACCUCACCGACCCGCUCUCCGCAUCCAUCACGGAUUUGCCGAGCCUGAAAGCCGUUCUAUUUGACCAUGAGCGUCGGGUUUUCAUCCACCAUUGCGACGAGGUCGCCCUCUCCGUCGCCAGCAAGACAAACUUGACAGAUGCACAGCUCGCCAGCUCCAUUAGGGAGCUGCAAACCCAUCUCGCCGCCCUCUGCGUCGCCGGCAAUGAGUUACUCCACGACACCAAACCCGGCAACCUCCCGCAGAUCCCAGCCGGAUUCAUGAGUGACGAGCUCCCUCGCCCAGGAAGAUCCCCCAUGACUGAGUUCGCCUGGGGAUGCUUCUAUACGAAGCGAGAACUGGCUUGGCUGCAAUACCAGUAUCAGCAGUCCAACGAAAUAUUUGGCCUCGCGGAUGGAAUCAAACGUUGUGGGCAGCGCUGGGACUUCGCCGAGAACUUCCCAUUAUUCGCUCCCCUUGUAAUCUAUCCAACCGAGUCGGACGAUUGGCAUGGUGGUCGUCUUAUCCAACUCCCUCAUUUCCAACCGAGCCUCCAGCCGCGUUAA
Messenger RNA from Penicillium bovifimosum, 549 nucleotides. RefSeq lists its product as uncharacterized. NCBI's taxonomy places the organism in Eukaryota, Fungi, Ascomycota, Eurotiomycetes, Eurotiales, Aspergillaceae. The record is from RefSeq and is a predicted model, not a curated record. The transcript has a single exon. Bases 1 to 549 code for a protein of 182 amino acids.